This is a messenger RNA of Eleginops maclovinus (Patagonian blennie), 2792 nucleotides long. Its product is annotated as IgGFc-binding protein-like. Lineage: Eukaryota; Metazoa; Chordata; Actinopteri; Perciformes; Eleginopidae. The transcript is spliced from 4 exons. The record is from RefSeq and is a predicted model, not a curated record. The coding region runs from base 91 to 1692 and encodes 533 amino acids.
GGACAGAAGGAGAACUCUCUCUGAAGGUGAGGCUGCUGACGACCGACGAGCAGUUUUCCCCCGGUCCUGUGUCGGUGCUGAUCUGGCAUCAUGAGUCCUGAGCUGCUCCUCCUCCUCCUGCUGCUGGCUGCAGAAUCCACCGCCCCUCUCCCUGAUGUCAACACCGGUCUGGAGUUUGUUGUUGCUUUUCCGGAAAACAUUGCGUACUAUUAUCCCGAUCGUCCCAAGAUGGUGAUCCAGAUCACGGCCUUGUACGAUGAAACUAAAAUCACCAUAAAACAGCAUUCCUUCGGCACCAUUUGUAAGACUCAGGACAAAGGAGCCUCUCAGGAUUACAUCCUGCAUGCAAAAAUGGAGAUCUACAAGGAAGAAACCUCCGACAUAACUCUCCAAAUCCACAGCGACAAAAGCAUCACCGUCCACGCCAUCAACCAGAAGUCCAGCAGUUUGCAGACCGCUCUGGUUCUGCCGACAGACAAACUGAGCUUGGCGUAUUUCAUCCCGCCGGUGCCUGAGAUCCAACGCACCACCCGACCCGCAGAGAUCGUCACCACAGACGUGACCGAGAGAAGCCCGUUCAAACUUGUCAUCGUCAACGGCAACAAGCCAAACGAGGUUAAGGUUGAAGGGUCGGGGAAUGAAACAUUUUCACUUCAGCCCUUCCAGAUUCAACAGAUCUGGGUGAAAGCCGAGAUGGAGUUGCGAAAGGUGACCGCCAAUCAUCCUGUGGCGGUGCUCUUCGGUCACACCUGUGCCAUCUACCACAGCUGCACCUGUGGGCAGCUGUUCACCUCACUGCCUCCAGCCCAAAGCGAGGUGCAGAAGUACUACAUCCCUGAGUUUCUGGCUAAAUACGCUGAGAAUAAAUCGGUUGUACUUCUGUCAAAGGAAAACUCCACCAAAGUCCAGGCCUUCGACAUGAACUCUCCGCUGGUUGAAUUUGACGGUAGCGCCAUCUUCUACCGCCCGGGCCUGCUCAUCAGUCUCAUCCCAGAGACGGACUUCGCCUCCUGUUAUGUCGUCAGCACCAUCAACGACACGAUGAGCUACGCAGUGAUCGUGGUCCGCAAAAACCUCACUGAUGGUGUUCGUGUGAGAGAUCUUCCUGUGCAGAAAACACUCUGGCAGGAACUAAAUGGGACGGACUUCCGCUCCGCUUCUGUUACUCUGUUGCCUGGAAAAAGCGCCAUCUGGCACACUUCCUCCAAAAUGGCCGUCUACUUUGUGGGAAAUAAGGAAAAUGCUUGGUUUGGGAACCCAGCACCCAUCCUCAGUCAUAUCCCAGACUUCAGGGGUUGCGUCUUGUCUCCGGAGAUCGUAAAGAUCGGACCAAAUGCCGGAGGCUGGCGUGAAUCCCUGCAGAACUGUUCAGAAGACCAACUAGACCUGGUCAGCUUCCCCGAUGCCCAACUCCAGACACAAAUCUACGAACAACUCCGCCAGGCCAACAAAAACAACCUGCAGGAGGUGUGGAUCGGCAUGCGUCGCAGCUCCAUGUCCGGAGAGUGGUACUGGCUGAGCGAUGCCAAGGUCAAUCACUCCAACUGGGAGGAAGGGGAGCCGGGCACGAUGAAUGACGGCCAGUGCGCCAUCAUGAGUCUGGCGAAGGGCUUUGGCUGGAGGGACGAGGACUGCUGCAAAGCUGCACACCCUGUCUGUUACAAGGAACCCGUCUUUUUCCCCGUUGAGUAAAAACAGCACGGACAAAACUAACCGAUCCAAUCCACUGGUCUGGACUGAACCAGGGCUAACGCUAGAUUAGCUCCUUAUUCUCAGGAGGUUGAGGUUAAAAAAUAAAGCUAAUGCAUUAGUGUCUCAAACCAGCAUUUUCUCUUAUAUCCAGCAGGGGGCGACUCCUCUGUUUGCAAUACAGAUUUUGUAGAAGUCUAUGAGAUAAUUGCCCUAAUUCGCACUUAAUUUAAAACCUUAGUAAAUAUCUUCCUGAUGAGACAAUGGCCUACAGUGCUGCAUAAUAUAUAGGUCUGAACCAGGACUAAUGCUAAAGUACCUCUUUUAUUGGCUGGAUCUGAGAAGUGAAGCAGAAGUGUCUUAAACCUGCAUUCUCUCUAAUAUCCAACAGGGGGCGUCAAUGAGAAAAUGAUCAUACUUGGCCCAGUAAAGAUGUAGAGUUUAAGGUCUCGGCCUGCAGCUCUUCUUGAACACCGCCUGAUGUUCAUUCAGGUAAUUACGCUUCCCUUUAGGGUAGAAUGGGCGAUAAAGCAGCGGGGUUGUCUGUGUUUUCGUCCUGCAACUUUAACUCUUACAAGUGUGUUUUAAGAACAUGUCAACUCUUAACGCUCCGUAACAAUUGUGCCAUUGGUCGCUUCUUUUCCGUGCUGUCCAAACUCAACAUUAACAAAUCAGCAGUGACAGACCGCUGUCCCACUGACUGUGUGUUCUUCUUGUGAGCAGUUUAUGUAUGGAGGAAAGAAGAUACUAAUAACAGAGAAUAUAGCUCCAGCUAACUGAUGCUAUCUCUCUGGCUUGCAUAUUAUUAUCGGUGUAGUUUGUGAUUCAUAGAUAUGGUAUAACAAUAUUCCAUCGGGUGAUAGAAAUAGAUUCUUGAAUAAACACUGCGUUAUAUUAUUUUAUUACAGAAGAUUAUUAAGAAUUGGUUGAUUGUUAAAGACUCUGACAUAUUCCUCACUUUAGUGUCUUAAAAGCUUUAUUUAAUCUGUGGUGUGAACAUUAAAUAAAAUGUAAUGUGUGGACAGCUGUUUGGUUUGAUUUCACACAGGCUGUAAAAGUUUUAAAUAUUACACUAUUAAAAAUGAGAAACGUGCUAACCGUAA